AUGAAUUCGGGUGUAAGCAAGUUAAGAGUAGAGAUUAAGAGUAUUGUCAAUCGAGUUGGGAGACUCACCCCUGCUUAUUUAGAUGGUCUUAAAGUUGAGAUUGAAGGAGGGAUUCGUAGUCCGAUUGAAGGACUUGCUCAGGUCAUAGUUCUGGACCCUACUAAGCUUUCGGUGGUGGCUUACGACGCUUCGCAUACUAAAAUGAUUGAACAAGCCUUAUAUGAUUCAUCCCUCAAUCUGACUCCUAAUCUUCAACCUGAUGGAUCAAUUCACUUGGCGAUACCCAAGUUGACGACUGAGAGCCGACAACUCCUUUCUAAAAAAGCCGGUCAAGUUUGUGAACAAGCCAGGAGUGUGAUCAGGAAUUCUAGACAACUGGCUCAAAAAGCGAGUAGGAAAGACCUUGAUGGAAAUCUGAUUACAAAAGAUGACUUUAAAUCUAACAAUAAGGUAUUGGAUGAGAUUACAAAGGCGCAUACUAAAUUAGUUGAUGAGAUUGAGAAUAAAUCAAAACGUGUCUUGCUUGAUCAGUGA
Melampsora larici-populina 98AG31 is the source of this 534-nucleotide messenger RNA. RefSeq lists its product as uncharacterized. The record is from RefSeq and is a predicted model, not a curated record. Gene Ontology annotation, molecular function: ribosomal large subunit binding. Lineage: Eukaryota; Fungi; Basidiomycota; Pucciniomycetes; Pucciniales; Melampsoraceae. Gene Ontology annotation, biological process: translation. Gene Ontology annotation, cellular component: mitochondrion. The transcript has 4 exons. The coding region runs from base 1 to 534 and encodes 177 amino acids.